Molecule: messenger RNA, 3136 nt
Organism: Colletotrichum scovillei
Lineage: Eukaryota; Fungi; Ascomycota; Sordariomycetes; Glomerellales; Glomerellaceae
Exons: 4
Coding region: 135-1862 (575 amino acids)
Biological process (GO): retrograde transport, endosome to Golgi; protein retention in Golgi apparatus
Cellular component (GO): endosome
Molecular function (GO): phosphatidylinositol binding
Source: RefSeq, a predicted model, not a curated record
CCACAUCCCACCUCACCUCAACUCACCACAUCAACCAUCGCCCGCUUUUCGUGGUACUCCAAAGGCUUGUCAUCUAACCCGAUUUCAUUCUCACGAAAUUGCCACAGCCGCUGGCGCAUCGAGCAAACGAAAGGAUGGAUCCCCUCGAAGAGUCGCCAUGGGGCGAUUCGCAACCCACCUCCGAGCCCUCGACCCAACAGCAGCCCUCCCAAAGCGAAGAGUCGACGUCGUCGCAGCCCGCGGCCAAGUCAGACGCACCCAGCACGGCGUCUGCACCUCGCCCUUCACGCUCCGGACCUGUCCGCCGCCUCGUAUCCGCCCAACCUACCCGCCUCGAAGCCGUCGACGAUCCCCUCGGUCCUCUGGGUCCCCUCGGCGCUCCCGCCGCCGCAGACAAUGGCGCCGAAGCCGGUCAGGAUGCUCCGCCCGUGCCGCCGCAGAAGGAGCAGAUGGUGAUCCGCACCUCGAUGCCGCCCCAGCAGGGCCGCCGCGCCGGACCUUCCGACCCUCAUCACAUCGACGAGGACGAUUACGACCGUCCGUCUGGCCCGAGGCAGCCGCCGCCCGUCCAGGCUGCGCAUCCUAGCCCGGUGCGGACGCAUACUCAGCCUAGCGUCAGCGUCGAGCAGGCUAGCAAGCCGAGCUUCCAGAUCACGGUCGGCGAUCCGCACAAGGUUGGCGACUUGACCAGCUCGCAUAUCGUCUACUCUGUCAGGACCAAGACCUCCUCAAAGGCCUACAAGCAGCCCGAGUUCGAAGUAAAGCGCAGAUACCGUGACUUCCUCUGGCUGUACAAUACGCUGCACGGAAACAACCCGGGUGUCGUUGUGCCGCCGCCGCCGGAUAAGCAGGCUGUCGGUCGGUUCGAGAGUAACUUUGUCGAAGGACGUCGCGCCGCUUUGGAGAAAAUGGUGAACAAGACUGCUGCGCACCCUACUCUACAGCACGAUGCCGACCUGAAGCUGUUCCUCGAGAGCGAAUCGUUCAAUGUCGACGUCAAGCACAAGGAGCGAAGGGAACCGAUCCCCGGAGAAAGCAAGGGUGUCCUCGGCAGUCUGGGUAUUAACGUCGGUGGCAGCAGCAAGUUUGUCGAGCAAGAUGACUGGUUCCAUGACCGCAAGGUUUACCUCGAUGCGCUUGAGAACCAGCUCAAAGCGUUGCUCAAGGCCAUGGAGACAAUGGUUGGCCAGCGCAAGAUGAUGGCCGAGGCCGCUGGAGACUUUUCGGCGUCUCUACACGCUCUGUCCACGGUUGAGCUUUCGCCCUCGUUGUCGGGCCCGCUGGAUGCGCUGUCCGAGCUGCAGCUGACGAUCCGCGAUGUCUACGACCGUCAGGCCCAGCAGGAUGUUUUGACCUUUGGCAUCAUUAUCGAGGAGUACAUCCGCCUGAUUGGGUCAGUCAAGCAGGCGUUCAGCCAGCGACAAAAGGCGUUCCACUCGUGGCACUCUGCCGAGUCAGAACUGCAGAAGAAGAAGGCCUCGCAGGACAAGCUCCUGCGGCAAGGCAAGAGCCAGCAGGACAGGCUGAACCAGGUCAGCGCGGAGGUCGGCGACGUGGAGAGAAAGGUGCACCAGGCCAGGCUCUUGUUUGAGGACAUGGGCCGGUUGAUGAGGGCGGAGCUGGACCGCUUUGAGAGGGAAAAGGUGGAGGACUUCAAGAGCGGCGUUGAGACCUUCUUGGAGAGCGCGGUAGAGGCACAAAAAGAGUUGAUUGAGAAGUGGGAGACGUUCCUCAUGCAGCUGGAUGCCGAGGACGACGAGACGGUCUUUUACCGGCCGCCCGUCAUCCAACCCUCGGGCAAGCCGCCCGGCAACACAGCCAUUGACAGGGCUCGUGCCACCAUCAACGACGACUCUGACUAGAAGCCCGAGGCACGGCGUCCGCUGAUUCACUAUAUUAUACCUACGCAUCACAGCAGCGGUUUCUUCUUCGACCCCACGGCGCACUGGGACGAGUGACGAGUGAAUAAAGUCUGGGCAGCAAGUGCACAUUGUGGAGCCUAUCCUUUCUUGGUUGUAGUAGUUGUGGUUGUUGUACAUAUCUGACAGUAGAAGAAACCCCAUGGGCGGUAUAAGGGGCUCCCGUAAUCCACCUCCUCCUCUGACCACGCUUUUGUUCGCCCCUCUCGGCGGUUCUCCGUGAAAUUCUCCUUUUUAAUACAAUGAUCCGGCUCUAUGCAUCGUACAAGCUUCUUUUCUCGCCAGCUAUACGCAGGGGGAUGCUGAUGACAGUGGUGAUGGUUUUGUUUGCGUCAUGCUCUCGCGCUGCCUUAUUUCUUUCCCUUCUUGCCCUUCUCCGGUGCCGCCACCUUCUUGGGGGGCUCCUUGGCAGCCUGCUGCGGCUGCAUCGCGGCGUACCCGCUGAUCAAGUCGCCCAUGUCGAAGAUGUCGUCGUCCUCGGGGGUGGCGGCCGGCUGGGCUGGCUUCGCGGUCUCCUUUGCCGGGGCGGCAGCAGCAGCAGCAUCCUUUCCUGUGGCAGCAGCGUCCUUUCCAGCAGCGCCCUUUCCAGCGUCCUUUGCAGAAGAGGUUGCGGCGGCGGCGGCGGCGGCGUUGAGCUCCUCCUCUGUCGGCUUCUUGGCGGCCAAAUCGAACCCGCGACCGAAGCGCUCACGGAAGGCCGCGAGUUUUCCGGCCUCGUCGACUUCCACGUUCUUGAGGGACUUGUCGGAGGGUUGCCAGAGGGCGUGGUUGCGGGAGUCCUUUGCGGAGCGGACGAGGGGGGAGGGGGAGGUGGUGCGGACGGUGUAGGUGCUUCCAUCGGAGAGCUGGAUGAGCUGGGUGAAGGUGUAGGGGCGGCGGGGGCGGGGGAUGAAGGUUGCUGCGCGGGAUUGCUGGAUGCUUCCUAUCCGUGGUGAGGAGGCGGAGAGUGUGGCGCCGGAGCAGGAGGAGGUUGUGAGGGAGGGCCGGUGGGACAGGAGGCUUGUUGGCCUGGGCAGGUGGGUUGGGAGCUUGCCCAUUUUUGCGGAUGUUUCGUAUGGUUCGAGGAGUGGUGGAGGAAAGCUCAAUUGGAUCGGAGGCGAGAAAGAGCUCUGGGAGGAUCGUGGGGAGGGAUUGGCGCUGGCGGAAGCGGUGCGACGGGCGGAGGGGGAGCGGCGCGCGUGGGCGAAAAGGAGAAUUUGUUUGAAGCUUUUGGCGAU